CUGGGUGUCUGCAGCGCCGCUGCUCUGCGUUGGUGGUGGCACCGAAACGCCGGGAAAUCAACUCUCUAAGACUCACUUUGGAGUUUUAUAAAGCAGACAUCCUUUAUCGGGCUGGGCAGCGUCAGGGAGCGAUCUCCAUCCAUCGUGUGCGGCCAGAUGCUGCUGGACCAUGGCUGAUCGUGUUGCCAAGCAGAGUGCUAUUUUAAGCAGCUUGUGCAAGAUGACAGAAGACUUCAGAUAUAUUGCGGAUGAGACCUUUCCGAGCUUCUUGGGCCAUUCCUUUAGUACCAAUGCAAGCGUCGCUUUUGAAAAUGUUACAAUUUCCUCAAACCCUGGUUUACCUGUUGCAGCUUCAACUGUUGCCAGGAGCAGAAUGGUCUGUGACAACAGGCUUUCUGAUGCCUGUGCAUCCUAUUUGGAAGAGAAACUUUCACCUCCAUUAGGAUCUGCUCACAGGAGUCAGUCAAAUCCUGAGCCGAUGGAGACAUUUGCCCUCAGCUUUCAUGAUGACCUGGAAGUUGCUUCACGAGUUGAAGAACCUCAGCCAGCUUCUGUUGAUUUGAAAGAAUCCCACUCAAUAUGUGGAGAACAGGAUCAGAAUGUCGUUGAACAUUCAAAUCACAGUCAAGAUACCUUACUUGAGGUAUUGCCACUUGAACGAUUGGAAGGUUUGUCAACUGGAAUAUGUUUUCUUCCAGACAGCAAGAAUAACAAGCAGGCAAAGUCCAUUGAAACUAGAAUGUUUGGCGUUGGUCCAUCUGAACAUUCUGAAAAGCUGAUAGAAACUGAAAUCCCGAGCGAUCAUUUUAGCAGUAGCCUUGUGAGUUUUUUGGAAAAUGAAAAACUCUCAUCUCUUGCAAGCUCAAAGGAAGAUUUCACUGAUGAUGAUAUUGAUGAUGAUAUUGAUGAUGAAGAGUUCUUUGGUAACCAACUAGAAGGCUAUUUUGAGCAGCUUAUACAACCAGAAAUGGUAAGAGGAGAUGCCGACAUACUGAAACUGUCAGAACGCUGUACAGCACUGAAGCUUUCUGAAAAAGGCUUGUUUCAGGAGAACUUUCAGGUUCCUGACACUUGUAAGGCUGUGACAGGAGUAGACUCUGGAAAUGCUAGUGAUGAAGAUUCAAAAAAUCAAGGGAUAACUGGACGUCCUGUGCUGCCCAGAGCAGUACUGCAACAGAAUUCCAUGGCUGCUGGAGAUGCACUAAAUUCCUGUGCUGCUGCUGACUUGCAAUUGGAUUCACCGCAUCUUCAGUGUGUGGACAGCCAUAAAGGUGAUAACUUGGAUGUCCUUCCAAAGCAAGAAAUACAGUCCUCUGAGUUUCAGGUGGCUGCUUCUGAUGCAGAAGUACUACCCACAGCAAGAGGAUUUGUGGGGCACUACACCACUCCUGAAGUUCUUAGUGCAAAAGCACCUCAGACAGAUGCAACUGAACGUGAAGUUGGGUUGGCUGAUACUUACCUGUCUCCAUCUGCAGACAGCUGUGACACCAUGAGUUUAGCUACAGCAAACAGAGGUGAUCUUCCACACAGUGUUGUCUACCAAGAUGAAGAGGGCAAAUGGGUGACUGAUCUUGCCUAUUAUACUUCAUUUGAUGAAGAACAAGAUAAAAAUAUGUCUGAAGGUGAUAAAAUAAAUGAGGAGUUCAUUACUGGAUCUGAAGCAGCAGCUAUGAUUGCACAAGACCAGGAAGAAUUUGAGAAAGUGCACAAACUUGUGCAGGUGGGAAAAGUAGACGUUCUAAAUGCUUCUGAAUUAGCAGAUGCUUCAUGGAAAUCUCCCAAUAGCUGCAUUCUGCUGAGAACAUCUGGUCUUGAUAAAGAUGCCAGUUAUUUACGUUUGUCUUUGGGGGAGUUCUUUGGCCAGCGAUCUGAAGCUCUUGGUUGUCUUGGUGGAGGCAGUGAUGUGAAACGGCCAUCUUUUGGUUAUUUUAUUACCUCUCCGAAGAAAAAGCAACCUGUUGCUCUGCUAAGGACAUCUGUUUCAUCAGGAGGUGAUGCCAGCCAAGAGAUUUCACAAUUGUCUGGAGUAUUUCCAGAUGACUUAGAAGCACAAAUACAAGAUGAUGCAAAUUCUACUGUCUGUGGAGGUGCAUGGCAUAGGGUGGAUGCUACAGCUGGAAUACAUAAAAGCGUUAAUAUAGAAAAUGGUAUUAAUAUAGAAGAUGCUACCAAAAGUCAAGCAAAGGAUGAAGUUCAUAAAGACAAGUUUGAAGACGGCCUAGCUGAUCAUUUUGACACUGUUCUGAGUAUUAGCACAAUUGCUUCUGCUAUUUCUAAUGCUUCCUCCAGUGCUGAUGCUUCCCAGCUAGCUGCUAUGAUGAUGGCACUAUCUAAUAAAAGUAAAAGAACAUGUGUGGUUCCUGGAAUUGUUAAAGAGACUGAACUCUCUGCUAAUCGGGUAUUUUCCAGCAGUGUGGAACAUAGUGCAUUUGAUAUGGAAAAAUAUCUCAAAAAAACAGAUGAGAUUGGACAUGAAAGUGAAUACGAGAGUACUGUGAAACCUGAAGCAUCUACCCAGAACCUUAUGCCUGAUACCUUUUUACUGGGUAAAGAUAGUCUUGCAGAAGGCUUGACGAAUAGUCAUAGAAAGCAGCAGGAAACAGAGAAACCAUUUCUGGAUUAUUUUAAUGAAAAAAGUAUUCAGAAUUUCUCUAGUCUAUCUGGUGUACCUAACCAUGGAGAAAUAACUGCAGAUAGAGUUAAAUAUUCAGAAAAGUUGUCAGACUUAGUAAAUAGUAAACGGGUGUGGUCAGUGGAUGCGGAUCUUGGAUCAGGUAUGCUUGAUACCCAGUCCUCACCUUCUGGAAAUGAAGCACAGACAUGUGCUUUAGCAGCACAAAUGGAAGUGGUGCAGACAAGUCCGCUUGUUUACCAGACCAGUGACGUCCCUAGUACAUGUUCUGUCAGGGAAGACGCAGAAACAGUAGAUCAACCAACAAAAGCUAUUCCUGAACCAUGUAAUGAGUUGGUGGAAAGAAGUGCAGGAAAUACUUUGUCACUCAGCAACUUAAAACCUGCCAAACAAUCUGGUAAAUAUGUCUCGGUAUGUCCUACAAAAGCAAAGCCUACCCAGCAAUUGAACAACGAUGAAAAGAAGCAAAAUUUGAAAACAGAGAAGAAAAACAAAGAUGCUGGUACUGCUUGCAGUGGGAAUGCGAAAUGUGGAACUUCUGAGAAGCUCUCCUCUGCUUCCCAGAACAGUACUGAGCACAAACCCAUUCAACCUGAAUGUGACUUGCAGCCUCUAGAGGAUGAGCAGUAUAGCUUCAGACCUUCAACUUCACCACUGAUCCACUCUUCUCCCAGCGAGACUUCUGGAACAGCAUUUUCAGGGUCUGAAACUGACUUUACUUGCACAUCACGUUAUCAGGAGUCUUCUUGCAAAGAGAGCGUGCUACCUCAGUCAGUUUACUCAAGUCCUAGCAUGAGCAGAUUAACAUAUGUCUCUGCAUCUGACGUUACCCUUAAGAACAAGUCUGCAAAACAUAGCUCCGAGACAUACUGGAGUGAAGAUGCUAGUGAACUGAGCACAACAAUAAUUCGCGCCAGCCCAACUCCUGCCCAGGAACAUACAAAUGAAAAUGUAGAGGACCACUCAUGUCAGAGAAAUAGAAAAGAAGCACUACUUAGUAUAGACAAGAAAUCAGAAGAAAAUGAACACGAAGGUGUUAAAAGAAAGCUUGAUGACGUGCUGCGUCAAGAAGUGUCCAAAGAUUUUCUGAAGAAUGAAAAGCAGCUUGCAUCUAUCCCUUCAAACACAGCAGCAAAUUGUGGAGAGCUGGACCACAUUCCAUCAGCUUUACCAAGCAAAUUCUGCACCUUGCAGCCACUUCCUGUUAAUGUUGAUGCACAAGAAAUGUGGCAGGAUCAAACAAGCAAAGCACAGAGACGAGGGCUGCCAUCCUUGAAUAGACUACCCAUUUAUCCUGGAUUAAGCAGUUAUAUGCCAUUCAAUCAAAACUCAUCUGGCGAACAAUACAUUCCGAUUUCAAGCUUUAAAUCCCAUGUCACUACCUCUGAGAGUCAAGCAAUUUCUUCUUCUGUUCCCACGUUGCUUACAGGAUGUUCUCGAGCAACAACUCCAUUUGCACAACAGCACCUGGGACAUAAACAGUCUACUGGAAAUACAGUUUUGCCUCCAUUUCAUGGCUGCAGCUCUGCAGGUUUUGGUCUUCCAGCAGGGCUUCCUUGUUCUGGUAUCCCUGCAGGACAUGUUGAGAAUCCACUUAUGGCAGGAAUUCCUUUAGGUUCAGAUAUUGGUCAUGGCUCUUGGAGUGCAGCUCCGUUUUGUAAUCCACACUCUGCUGCUUGGAACAAGGAUAUCUUAAAUAUAAAAUCAUGCACUGGACAACCUCUUGGAGCUGGUAGAAGCGAGUGGGAGUUGGCAAAGUCACCUGGUAUUGGACAUGUAAAAGUACCAGAAGAAUUGAAGUUCCCUAAUGCCUGUUGCGUGGGAAUUGCAUCACCGGCAAUUCUUAGUGUUUUUAAUCCAACUGAACGAUGGUUGCAGGUCAGCAUUGGAAUACUCAGUGUUUCAGUUAAUGGGGAAAAGAUGGAUCCUGUGAAAUAUCAAUGUCUGGUUUUCAAGAACAAAACCAUCGUAGGACCCUAUUCUACCAAUGAUCUGAAAAUACUUUUCCUACCCUGCCAUUCGGGGAUCUUUCAAUGUAUUCUCAAUGUUUCAUCUUGGCCGGUUUCUGCAGAUGAUGAGACAAUUGUUCAGGCGGAAGCUUUGGCAAGUAGAGUAGUUCUGACAGCAGUUGCUGAAAAUCCUAAUUUAGAAGUGGAAACAGGAAAAAGAGAUUAUCUGGAUUUUGGUGACUUGACUUCUGGCAGUUGGAAGGCUCUUCCACUAAAACUUAUCAACAAAACCCAUGCUUUUGUGCCAAUUAGACUUAUUAUUAAUGCUAACGCAGUAGCUUGGCGUUGCUUCACGUUCUCCAAGGAACCAGUUAAUCUUCCUAGUGAACAAUCACUUCAAAUGGAUGCUGUUUCUCAGAUAGCAGCUCCAUCGGUUGUAAAUCAUGUGAUACACGCGAGCUAUGAUGGGCAAGAUCCUGAAGCUUUAACAGUUUGGGUUCUGUUCCAUGCACCUAAGAAACAAAUUUCUUCUUCAGAUUCCUUGGGUCCAGCAGAUGAAUACUUGGCAAGAGUUGAUGUGGAAGUGGAUAGUGCAGGACCUAGCAGUGUAAUUAAAAGUAUUCCUCUCCGAGCAAGAGCUGGAACAGCAAGGAUACAUGCUCCAAAGGACUUGCAGACAAUAUGUAUGUCUACCAGAGUGGGUUCAACAGCCAAACAGGAGCUGCCAUUGAAAAAUGCUGGCAACAUCGAUGUACAUUUGAAAAUUAAGACAUCAAAUCAGGACAGCUGCUUUUCUGUUCAACCUGAGGAUCUUUUCCUUCUUCCUGGAGAAGAACGAGAAGUGACUGUACUGUUUUUUCCAAAAAACAUAACGGCAACAGCAAGUACUUUGAAAAUCCUUGUCCUUCCGUCUGGGCCUCAGUAUGAAGUGGUAAUAAAAGGUGAGGUGGAAUCUGAGGAGAACAGACCUGUGUCUACAGCUCCUGCCUGCUCAGACAUCCCACCCAUUCUCUCCAACAAGCAGUUCAUUGCCUGGGGAGGAGUAACACUUGGAGCGUCAGUCCAGCAGAAAUUAACUCUAAGAAAUGACUCUCCAUCUGUGACCCAGCAUUUAAGACUGUUGAUAAGAGGCCAGGAUCGAGACUGCUUUCAGCUGCAGAGUAUAUUUGGAUCAGAAGAACGCUUAACUAGUAAUUGGGAACUCAAAAUCCGUCCCAAAGAAGAUACUAAUAUAUACUUGAUAUUUGCACCAACUCGAAUAACUUGCUUCUUUGCAAAGCUGGAAAUCAAACAGCUGGGGAUUCGAUCACAGCCAGGAAUUAAGUUUACUAUACCGCUCUCUGGAUAUGGAGGAAAAAGCAAUAUAACUUUAGAAAAUAUUGAACAACUGUCAGGUGGUUACACGGUAACACUGGAUGGAUUGUUGCCUGCAGGAUCAAGGAAAGCUUCCUUCCGCAUAAGAAAUACAGGUUCUCGGGCUGCCUAUGUUAGAGCACUAUGCUUUGCAGACACACAGACGAAAACAAUUAUGGAUCCUCGGGUAAUGAUGGUAUCUCCAGAAAAGUUUGUACUGAGAGAGGGAACACACGAAGUGAUUACUGUGACAUGGUCUCCAAUAGAAAAGGAAAAGAACUUGCAUAAAGUAAACACUUUAUUAUCAACGGUAUAUUUUUUUUGUGGAGAUGAGAUUUCUAGGCAGCACUAUCGUAGAGCUAUGAUGCAUAAACCUGAGGUAGAAAAACACAUAAUCUCUGAAGACAGCUUAUUGAGAAACGUUGUAUUUGAUGAAGAAUUUCAAGGGGAACAGCUUGUGACAGAAGUAUGUGAUAUCCCACGGGGGACAAAUGAUAUCCACCUCUUCUAUGCAAAUAUGCAUAAGGUUAUCCUUUCUGUGACUGGAUGUUCCACUUCUGAUCGGGAUGGGUCUCAACAGUCGCCUGAGGAUCAUUUGGAAUCUAACAGAUUUGAGAACUCUGUCAGACAUAUCAAUGCAAGUUUGGAUGUUCUUCCUGUUAAAGGACCUCAGGGUCCUCCGUUACCUGUAAAAACUGAUGAUCUGGUUCAGAAUGAUUCAGUCACUCAAGAGACUUGGGCUGUUACACCUGAAUUCUUGACUUUGACAUCUCCUUCUGUUAGUGGAACAGCAGAUACUGGACACGUACAAAUUGUCAACAAUUCUAGUAGGAUGUUGGCGUUUGAGCUUUCAUGGCCAGCUCACUGCCUUACUAUAACCCCACAACAUGGUGUUAUUGAACCAAAGAGCAGUACACUAGUUCUGGUCAGCCCUAGUCCGUCACUUGCCACAAAGCCUUCACUGAUUCCUUGGAGUGGUCUGAUCUAUAUCACUUGUGAUAAUGGGCAAAAGUUUAUUAAAGUGCAGGUUCGAGAGACAGUCGCACAGAGUGUGUCUGGAGCACACUUUCCGUCUAGAAGACAUGGUAUAUUUGCUCCACAGUCUGAAAAUCCUACUGUUCAUGUGGCAAAACCUGUCUCAGUGCUCCCUCUAACAGGAAUGGAAAUAAAGAACAGAAUAAUUGUUUUUCCUAAAACAAGACCUGGCCAAAGCUCAGAGAGUUACGUGGAAAUGGAGAAUAAAGGGGAUGAAAAUGUGAAGUGGCAUUUGUCAUCUUUUGCACCACCCUAUGUUAAAGAUGUGGAUGGAACUGGUGGUGUUUAUAGGGUUACUUACACCGCUUUCAGAUGUUCCCGUGUUUCUGGUACUCUUGAAGCUCAUGGAGAAGAUAAGGUUGCUGUAAUAUUUUUACCUAGAGAUAAAGGGGAUUACUCCCAGUUUUGGGACCUUGAAUGUCACCCAGUUGAAAAACCUAGUCGGAAACACAAAUUAAGAUUUCAGCUUUCUGGAACAGGUACUAAACCAGAAAAUGAAACUUCAAUUGUGAAAGCUUCUGCAAGUGACCUCACUAAAACUGAGCCUCCAUUUAAGCAAGAAAUGAAGGUUGACACUGAAGCACCUACAGUUAGAGCUGGAGGAAAUGAGAUAACUCGAGGGAUAUAUGCACCAGAAAACCUGUACACUUUUCCUCCAACUAGAGUUGGGGAAUCAUGCACAUUAAAAGUCAACUUGCGAAAUAAUUCAUUUGCAACACAUUUGCUAAAAUUUCUAAGUCCCCGAGAGCCUUUCUACAUCAAACACUCAAAAUACUUUCUAAGAUCCCAUCACUACAUCAAUGUGCCAGUGCAGUUCAAGCCAAAGGCAGAAGGAACAUUUGAAGAUCUCUUCAUUGUGCUCACGGCCAGAUAUGGCUUGGUUAAUAUUCGACUAUGUGGUAAAGCUAUAGCAUAAAAAUAGUCAGAAUGGUUUUAUAACUGUUUGUAAUCAUUUAUAACAUUUUAUGCCUUUAAAAAUAUUCAAAGAUUUGUUACUAUGUUUCCGUACUAAUGACCUACUUGUUUUGCCCUUUGAUGCUGCUUUGAUAGAAAGUUUUCUGUAAGAUAAAUUAUGGUGCUUGUUUUACAAAUCUGUUUUCGUAGUAAAAACACAGAGAAAUAAUGUUGUAUGUUUUAAAGUUAUGUUCUUAUUUAAUGUUUCUGCACUUUUGUUGGGAAAGGAAGUUUCUAUUUUUGCAUUUAUUAGGAACAGCUAGAUACUGGUAUAUUUUAUUUUAGCAUUGUAAAUACAGAAAUAAAAUCU
Cuculus canorus (common cuckoo) is the source of this 8233-nucleotide messenger RNA. RefSeq names its product centrosomal protein 192 (gene CEP192). The record is from RefSeq and is a predicted model, not a curated record. Lineage: Eukaryota; Metazoa; Chordata; Aves; Cuculiformes; Cuculidae. Gene Ontology annotation, cellular component: cytoplasm; pericentriolar material; centriole. The transcript has 45 exons. Bases 170 to 7885 code for a protein of 2571 amino acids. Gene Ontology annotation, biological process: mitotic spindle assembly; centrosome duplication; centrosome-templated microtubule nucleation. Gene Ontology annotation, molecular function: protein kinase binding.